Esox lucius (northern pike) is the source of this 2203-nucleotide messenger RNA. RefSeq lists its product as uncharacterized. Lineage: Eukaryota; Metazoa; Chordata; Actinopteri; Esociformes; Esocidae. The coding region runs from base 299 to 2041 and encodes 580 amino acids. The transcript has 8 exons. The record is from RefSeq and is a predicted model, not a curated record.
GCUUAUACCCAUCUGUUUUGCCCCAUUGUUGCGCACGGUUUGGUUUUGUUGCUAACCAACCGACCUGUCCGCACUGCUACAAACUGCACUGGUUGAUAGCACCCCGCGUACAGAAAGUACCAUGGUUACCAUGAGAAAAACACGCACGAUUAGGUCCAGAACCUGCGCCGGUCACCAAGAGUCGAUAGCCAUGAUAAUUUAUCAAAAUUAGGAAUGUUUUCCAUUGCAAUAGCCCAGCAAUUUUGAGAAACAACAUUCUAAACCCGUUUCGGUCCAGCCUAAUUAUCUAACCCUCAAAAUGGAUAGUUUAGAAAUAGAAGAACAGUUGGCGCGGAUUAAAAAGAGAGAUUUAUUGCAGACACGUUUCUAUAAAAUGGCAAGCAGAGUGUUUGGUCCUGCUAAAACAAGGAACAGGGUUUUCAUCGCACCACCCAUGCCCAAACGGCCCGUGUGCAUGCCAAAGUCCACAAAUCAAGUUCCCGGAAACAAUCUACAAUGUUCAAUUAAGGAGGUUUUCAUGGAAUCUAAAGCAGGGGACAAAGGCAGUAGUCCCUCAAAGAAAGACCUGCUGCUGGAAAGUUAUGACGCUAAGCAUCAAGACUGGGUUAACCAAAGGAGGUCCUUUCGUCGGCAGUUCGAUAGUCUCGGAGAUUUGUCGAGGUGGGUUAACACCAAGCCGACCGUUACCGAGCUGGAGAUGUUGGUUGUUGAAAGAGGGAAAAUAACUCAGAAAAUCCCCUCACGUAUCCCGGAUUAUUCUUUGAUACCUCUCCAGGAUUGUAAGGCUAGUGUACGUGACAGUGUGACUCGUCCUUCUAGGCAGACUAAUAUACCGCGUAUGAGUGCUGUUGGAGUCCGGUCCCUGCUGCCCGAGGAUGGCAUCCCUGUGGUGCAAGAGCAACUAGAAAACUCAGUGUCCAGCCUUAGGGGCAUUGAGGGAAAAACAGUGGAUGUGAAUGACCUGGCAGAAGACAUCAGGAUGGAGGAGAGGUUCAGCUGGGACCACAGGAACCUGCCGGAGAAAGGAGAGCAAGGCUCCCCCCUGGGGGUGGACACAGGGGGGGGCAGGGACAUAGAGAGAGUGAGGGGCAGAAGGCAGUGGGCCCUGAGCCCUGUAGCGCGGAGGCCAGUGUGGAGCUGUGGUCCUAAGUCAGGGUUGGGGAAGUGUGGUGUCCUGCCCCUCCCCAGCUCAAAUUGUCUGCAAAUUCCCCUCUCUGUGGAGGAUGAGCAGGAGCAGGCCCUAAUACAGCAGCACCGUCGCAACAGGAUGAAGCAGGGGGUGAUUCAGGAUGAGGAGGUGCUGGCCAUCAUGAGGACGGUGUGCACAGGAAACCCCAUCCAGGAUGCCCACUCAAACCCAUCCUCUCUGGGAGGAGACACAGCCCAUUUGGUAGACAGGUUCAGGAGACAGUGUCUGGGGGAGUACCUGGACUCGCUGGACAAGUGUCACAACAAAGGGGUCAAUGUCAACCAGGCUACACUGGAGAGAGUUCUGCUGCAUCCAGGGGAUCAUGUCCUAGAGGGUCCGCAGUGUCUUGUUCUAAGGCAGGCAGGGUCCAAACCUAUGCCAGGCUGUGGUAGCCGUUUGAGAGAGUGGAUUGGCUACAGCUGCAGUACACCCCAGGGGCAGGAAGGGGAUCAUGGCCUGGAGGAAGAGGCAACUCCACAAAAAGUCUGCCAGCAGACGAUAAGGUACACAUCCAGAAGCUCUGUGCAUCAGGGGACCAAAAUUAUGACCCGUUCUACAGGUUGUGCAGAGGUCAAACAGAAGACCAAACAUUGGCUUACCGGAGAGGAGUAUGCCCAGAUGACCAGCAACAUGGGGGGGCCAUCCAGUCGUAGAGCUGACCCUAACGCCUUCUGGCCUGGUCAGGACAACCAUGUGAGACUCUACCUACCAAGAAUGGGCCUGUCCCCUGAGGGGGUCCUCUUUGAGCAUAUCGUUCACUCCCCAGCCCCUAGCCCCUGUACAUGGCCCAUCAACAACAGAGGUUAUUCCACCUCAGGAGACAUAGAGGGACACAAGACCUACAUCCUAUAGAGCUGUCCACUCCAGCUCUAUACAAAGCUGUACUUACAUGGGGCAGAUAAUGAUGUGGUUUGCUGUUGAAAUUGACUGAUGAAUGUACUGUAGGUUUCCUAUUCAAUUCGCUAUGCUCAAUUGAGAUUGUCGUUUGUGCAUGUAAUAAAGACUGUCCCAGAC